UACAACAAAAAUUAUGGUCAGGGGCAGCUGUUUAAGCAAAAUUUUACUAUAAUAACUCAUUGAGAGUCAGCUGCCCCAUUGAGAUUCAGCUUUGGUGAUGCAAUUUGUGUAAGUUGUGAACAGGUGUAGGCUGAACUAGCCUAGUGUACAAAAACAACCAUUACUACCUGAUCGAAAGUGGACGUCAACAUCCUUUUUACAAUAUGUCGGUAGUUGGUCAACACAAUUUGGACAACAUCUUUGAUACACUGUUAGCAAAUAUACAGCUAAUAAUUGACGAACUGCAUGGAGGCGAGACAAAUAGACAACCAGAUGAACACUUCAAACUGGAUGAUUUCUGGAUUAAAAUGGGUCAGGUAUUCAGGUCAGUCUCUAAAGAAGCAACCAAGCUGUCUUUACUUUUUUCCAAGCCACCAAUUCCAAGUGUUGAAGAAACUCAGUCAAUGCUCAGCUCACUAGAAAUGAAUGCUGUGGCACUGUUAUCAGUUUUCUAUAGUCUACCAAAGCAUAGAGGAAUUGUUCUAAGGAAUUCUACAAAACAUGCUGUUGGUAACAUUGUCGAAACUGUGAAGGUGUUAGUCACUAAAAUUAAAAAUAGCAAAUAUGAAUUUUCUGAGAGUGAGCUUCAGUCAACUGGUAGUGUCUGGGAAGUGUGUGAUUUAUUUGAUGAUCUUCCUAUGAAUAACAAAGCUGCAGUCAUUAUCAAGAUGAAUGAAGUGAAAGAUUUAGUAAAAGAUGCAAUGACAGAAUUAGAGGAGGCAGAGACUGCUGAUAGCCAUGGAGAUGAUUGGCAGGGGUUUGAAGAUCUUGUUGGCCCUGACAGCAGCAAUGAGGACACUUGGUCUGAGAAGGAUAAGGAUGUGUUGUUGGCAUGUAUUGGCUUGUUAAAGGUCACAAGGUCAUGCCUUAAAAAAGUCACAGCAACACUAAAGAAGAAUGGGCAGUGGGAGGAGGAUCAACAUGUGGCACAGCUGGAUGAUAUUGCAGAUAUUUGUGAGAAGAUUAGUCCUUGUGUUGAUGAACUAGCAGAAGCCCUCUAUCCACCAUUAACACAUGAAAAUGUCACGAAGAAGAUUGAGCAGUUGACAAGUGUCCUAAGGAAUUUGCUUGAGAGAACAAAAUCAAGUCAUAUAUGUAGUGAAGAGGAUCGGACAUGGAUUGAUUUCUUGUUUAAUGCAAUUGAUCAUAAUCUUGAUAAAAUCAAUGGUGCCAUAAAAUGAGGAAAAUACAGUCUGUUGACACUCAGUUGACUAUUGAUACUUAGAUGGUCUAUAUGCUCAAUUAACCAUGAGACAAUCAGGAGGACUAUAGAGAGUCAUCUGAUUAAUAAUCUUAUCAACAUAUAGCCUCUAUGACAUACAUUCUAUCACCUAUAUAUACAAUAUAUAAUAAGAACCGAUUUAAUGGUGGCAGAAAAUUUAGUUGGUCGCCUCGCUGAACUUUGAAAAAUGUUGCAGAGGUUG
Molecule: messenger RNA, 1463 nt
Organism: Anneissia japonica
Lineage: Eukaryota; Metazoa; Echinodermata; Crinoidea; Comatulida; Comatulidae
Product: cyclin-D1-binding protein 1 homolog
Exons: 7
Coding region: 204-1220 (338 amino acids)
Biological process (GO): regulation of cell cycle
Cellular component (GO): nucleus
Source: RefSeq, a predicted model, not a curated record